Messenger RNA from Rattus norvegicus (Norway rat), 6489 nucleotides. RefSeq names its product Cbl proto-oncogene B (gene Cblb). Lineage: Eukaryota; Metazoa; Chordata; Mammalia; Rodentia; Muridae. Gene Ontology annotation, biological process: regulation of signaling; cell surface receptor signaling pathway; protein ubiquitination. The record is from RefSeq and is a predicted model, not a curated record. Gene Ontology annotation, cellular component: cytoplasm. Gene Ontology annotation, molecular function: ubiquitin-protein transferase activity; phosphotyrosine residue binding; ubiquitin protein ligase activity.
GAGGUGCAUGCUACUGGCGCGAGAUCCGGCAGGCUGUGGGAUUCCGGAGCCAGGACGGGGUCUAGGUCUACUUUAUCUUUGCUGAGUUCCUCGUCCCUUUCCCAGACCCUGAGUGGCGGGCUAGAGGCCCGAGCUGGGAAAGGGCACAGGCGUUCUGAAACAAAGCUUUGGGCCACUCGAUACCGGAAAGGACUAAGAUUCCAGAUGGCAAAUUCUAUGAAUGGCAGAAAUCCUGGUGGUCGAGGAGGAAACCCCCGCAAAGGUCGAAUUUUGGGGAUUAUUGAUGCCAUUCAGGAUGCAGUUGGACCCCCAAAGCAAGCUGCAGCUGACCGCAGGACAGUGGAGAAGACUUGGAAACUCAUGGACAAAGUGGUAAGACUGUGCCAAAAUCCGAAACUUCAGUUGAAAAACAGCCCACCAUAUAUCCUCGACAUUUUACCUGAUACGUAUCAGCAUUUGCGGCUUAUAUUGAGUAAGUAUGACGACAACCAGAAGCUGGCUCAACUGAGCGAGAAUGAGUACUUUAAAAUCUACAUCGACAGUCUCAUGAAGAAGUCAAAGCGAGCGAUCCGGCUCUUCAAAGAAGGCAAGGAGAGGAUGUACGAGGAGCAGUCGCAGGACAGACGGAAUCUCACAAAGCUGUCCCUUAUCUUCAGUCACAUGCUGGCAGAAAUCAAGGCGAUCUUUCCCAAUGGCCAGUUCCAGGGAGAUAACUUCCGGAUCACCAAAGCAGAUGCUGCCGAAUUCUGGAGGAAGUUUUUUGGAGACAAAACUAUCGUACCAUGGAAAGUCUUCAGACAGUGCCUGCAUGAGGUCCAUCAGAUCAGCUCUGGCCUGGAGGCCAUGGCUCUGAAGUCAACCAUUGACUUAACUUGUAAUGAUUACAUCUCCGUGUUUGAAUUUGAUAUUUUUACCAGGCUAUUUCAGCCCUGGGGCUCUAUUUUACGGAAUUGGAACUUCUUAGCUGUGACACACCCGGGGUACAUGGCAUUUCUCACAUAUGAUGAAGUUAAAGCUCGACUACAGAAAUACAGCACCAAGCCUGGAAGCUACAUUUUCCGGUUAAGCUGCACUCGGCUGGGACAAUGGGCCAUUGGCUAUGUGACUGGGGACGGCAAUAUCCUACAGACCAUACCUCAUAAUAAGCCCCUGUUCCAAGCCCUGAUUGAUGGUAGCAGGGAAGGCUUUUACCUUUAUCCAGAUGGACGAAGCUAUAACCCUGAUUUAACCGGAUUAUGUGAACCUACACCUCAUGAUCAUAUAAAAGUUACACAGGAGCAAUAUGAACUGUAUUGUGAAAUGGGCUCCACUUUUCAGCUGUGCAAGAUCUGUGCAGAGAAUGACAAAGAUGUCAAGAUCGAGCCUUGCGGGCAUCUCAUGUGCACUUCGUGCCUUACCGCGUGGCAGGAGUCUGAUGGCCAAGGCUGCCCCUUCUGUCGCUGUGAGAUAAAAGGAACCGAACCUAUCAUCGUGGAUCCCUUUGACCCCAGAGACGAAGGCUCCAGGUGCUGCAGCAUCAUCGACCCUUUCAGCAUCCCCAUGCUCGACUUGGAUGAUGACGAUGAUCGAGAGGAGUCUCUGAUGAUGAACCGGCUGGCGAGUGUUCGCAAGUGCACAGACAGGCAGAACUCGCCAGUCACAUCGCCAGGAUCCUCACCCCUUGCCCAGAGAAGAAAGCCUCAGCCAGACCCUCUCCAGAUCCCCCACCUCAGCCUGCCACCAGUGCCUCCCCGCCUGGACCUCAUUCAGAAAGGCAUCGUGCGCUCUCCCUGUGGCAGCCCCACGGGCUCCCCGAAGUCUUCUCCAUGCAUGGUUAGAAAACAAGACAAACCACUCCCAGCACCCCCUCCUCCCUUGCGAGAUCCUCCGCCUCCACCAGAGCGGCCUCCGCCAAUCCCGCCUGACAGUAGACUGAGCAGACACUUCCACCACGGAGAGGGUGUGCCUUCCAGGGACCAGCCAAUGCCUCUUGAAGCCUGGUGCCCUCGGGAUGCCUUCGGGACUAAUCAGGUGAUGGGAUGUCGCAUCCUAGGGGAUGGCUCUCCAAAGCCUGGCGUCACAGCAAACUCCAACUUAAAUGGACGUCACAGUCGAAUGGGCUCUGACCAGGUUCUUAUGAGGAAACACAGACGCCACGAUUUGCCUUCAGAAGGCGCCAAGGUCUUUUCCAAUGGACACCUUGCCCCUGAAGAAUACGACGUUCCUCCUCGGCUUUCCCCUCCUCCUCCAGUCACUGCCCUUCUCCCUAGCAUAAAGUGUACUGGUCCAAUAGCAAAUUGUCUCUCCGAGAAAACAAGAGACACAGUAGAAGAAGAUGAUGAUGAAUACAAGAUUCCUUCAUCCCAUCCUGUUUCCCUGAAUUCACAACCAUCUCAUUGUCAUAAUGUCAAACCUCCUGUUCGGUCUUGUGAUAAUGGUCACUGUAUACUGAAUGGAACUCAUGGUACGCCUUCAGAGAUGAAGAAAUCAAACAUCCCAGAUUUAGGCAUCUAUUUGAAGGGAGAUGUUUCUGAUUCAGCCUCUGAUCCAGUACCAUUACCACCUGCCAGGCCUCCACCCCGGGACAACCUAAAGCAUGGUUCUUCAGUCAACAGGACGCCCUCUGAUUAUGAUCUUCUCAUCCCUCCAUUAGGUGAAGAUGCUUUUGAUGCCCUCCCCCCAUCCCUUCCUCCUCCUCCACCUCCUGCAAGACAUAGUCUCAUCGAGCAUUCAAAACCUCCAGGCUCCAGUAGCCGGCCUUCCUCAGGACAGGACCUUUUCCUUCUUCCUUCAGAUCCCUUUUUUGACCCAGCAAGUGGCCAAGUUCCAUUGCCUCCGGCCAGGAGAGCACCAGGAGAUGGUGUCAAAUCCAACAGAGCCUCCCAGGACUAUGACCAGCUCCCUUCAUCUUCCGAUGGUUCGCAAGCACCAGCUAGACCCCCCAAACCACGACCCCGAAGGACUGCACCAGAAAUUCAUCACAGAAAGCCCCAUGGGCCCGAGGCGGCACUGGAAAAUGUGGAUGCGAAAAUUGCAAAACUCAUGGGAGAGGGGUAUGCCUUUGAAGAGGUGAAGAGAGCCUUAGAGAUCGCCCAGAAUAACCUGGAAGUGGCCAGGAGCAUACUUCGAGAAUUCGCCUUCCCUCCUCCCGUCUCGCCACGUCUCAAUCUAUAGCAGCCCAGACUGCAAACACCAAAGGGUAAAACAGUUAACAAAUAUUCCAGGAGUAUGGGACGGAAGGACUGAGAGGGAAUGCAGGAGCCAUGGUGUCUUUUCAUGUGGCGUCUCCAGAAGGCAGCCUUGAGUCCAGCUUCUCUGGUACCACAGCUCCCUGAGGAUGCCCACGCUGCAGCUUCUGUGUUUGUGCUAGCCAUACUUUUAAAUCAGGGUUGAACUGAGAAAAUAAUUUAAAGACGUUUACUCCCCCUUGAACUUUGAAUCUGUGAAAUGCUUUCCUUGUUUACACGUUGGCAGAAUUGCAGUUUGUCUCUGUUUUUGAUUCCUGUACUGUGUUCCUGACAGGCCCUUGGCAGAGUUGGUCAGGUCUGCUGUAAGUUUGUCCAUGCCCACCCUGCUGCCCACAUUGGCAGCUAAAGCAUCUCUUCGUGUUGCUGUCUAUCCGGGCCCCACCUCAUGUGUCCACGUCCAGUUCAUUUCUCUCAUUCACACAGCAUGCUAGUCUGAGGUCCUGAUUUUUCAUCGUUUUAAACUAAUGCAGAAAGAAAAAGAAAAAGAAAAAAAAUGUAUGUGGUCUGGUCUUCACUACUGAGUCUCUUCUUUGGGAACCAUCACUGUUGAGAGGUGGGGAAACCUGAAUGUAAAAAGCAUUUAUUUGUCAAUAAACUGCCUUUUGUAAGGGGUUUUUAUAUACUGUAAAAGAGCUUCCCUUGUUAGUUUAAGUUCUGUGACCUUUAGGUUUCUGUACACUCCCUCCCGUCCGCCCAGGAGUGCCAUGACAGAUGCAGGAGAAAAUGGGGCAGCGCCCGUACUACAGGACCGUAAUGAGAUUCUCUGAUAGUUAUGCCUCCAUCACUUUCAGGAGAGAUGGAAAGGGGGGCCACCGCCUCGAAAUAUGUUAAUAUGCCUUUAGAUAAGGUCAUAGACAUACAUGCCUUUCCCAAGUGGAAGAGAGCCCCUUUUCUAUGUUAUGACAUCACCCUGGCUCCUCCCUGUGUGGGAGCCCCUAAGGCACUGAUGACUGUUAUGUAUCACUGCUACUGCAGGCCUUCUUACUUGCAAAACUCUUCGUACCCUUUCUCCAGUCAGGUUAGGAGUCCCGUUUACUCUGUGGGUUUUCUCAUUGACUGCUCCGUGUUGCCCGUCCCAGUCAGAUGAAACCGUGGUAUCACUUUAAAUCUACAGAUACCCCUUGACCAUCUGUAAAGUGCUUUGCACUCUUGUUGGCUUUGAAAGCACAAAAUUUCACACAUGAACUCCGCCAUAUUAUUUGUGUAUAUGUGUUUGGUGGUAAAUGUCUCCAAUCUGAUGGAUGAAUCCUCUGAGACUGAUGCGAGGACUUUUAGACCUUCAGAUUGCUUUUGUUUUGUUUUGUUUUGUUUUGUUUUGUUUUUUGCAUCCCUAAUAGUGUGUGAGGGGAAAUAAAAGCCAUCUCCAUGCAAAAAUGCUUGCACGACAUUUUGAUAGUUUCUAAAGAUGGAUUCAGUUGUAGGUUGCAUGGGUGUCUCUUACCCCUCCUUACUCCACACCCAGAGAUGCCUCAGAUAAUCACUCCCUCAUCCUGACAAAGGACAAGAUACUACAGCAGAUAGAUCCGAUGCAGCUGCCAUUUUAUGAGAGUCAUGUCCACAGCUGUGUUUGCCCAGAAAGGGGAACGUGCCCAGCAUACUCGUUUGCAGUGUGGCUUUCAUGGGAUGAGACAGGACUUGAGGAUCACAGUCUUUGCAUAUGUCAGGUUUGUUCAGAGGGCCCUAUGUUUCUUCUGCUACCACAGGGGGAUUUUUUAAUGUUUUUACAUCCUAUACCUGGGAGGAGGUAUGAAUACAAGGUUUUUUUUUAAUAUACUUUUUACAAUUGGCUCUUUGUUGUUUUAUUAUCUGCUCUUAAUUUUUUUUACUUGUUUUAUAAGUUCUGAUGUCAUACUGAUAGAUAACAGUGCUAUGUUUUUUGGGGGGUUUCACACAACUUGCCAACAAUCGGCAUAGCCUAAAACCCAAAGUUUGCCCCUUCGUUGUCCUAACACUGUUAAACAUCCUUAAACUACGAGGGGGUUGGUUUACAACAGGAGCACUGGGACCCACAGCAUAUUCUCCUGCACUCUCGCAUAACACAAGAGAUUUCCGUCAAGAAUUUAAAGGCUAAAGAUGUGCUCAAACAGUUGAUUUGGACCUGAGGUUUAGGGAGGGAGGGAAGUGUAAAUAAUUUUCUGGAUUGUACCAAGAUCUCUGCUGCAUCCACACAGUAGCCACUGCCGGUUUUCUCAUCAAGAAAAGUGAACCUUGUGACUCAUACGGAAGACAGAGCAAACAGAAAGCAUAAAGACUCACAGAAUUUGUUUGAGAACAGUAGUUCAAACUCUUUUUCAUUAGGAAAGGGACUACUAGUUAAUACUUUGAAAUGUCCCAUACUUUGUUCCCUCUUUUUCCAGAAAUUGAGAUGUGCCUCCCAAUGCUCAAGAUUUGAUAAUAGAAUUACCCUUAAGCCAGUAUUUAAUAUAAUCUACACAAUUAAAACAAACCACGGCUAAUUGGAACCUCUGCCCGGGAUCUAUCCCCAAUGAUAUUCCAGUCGUGGUUUUUCCAGAAUUCUGGAGGAUUUUUUUCCUAUUUCCUUUUCCUUUUAACCCACCACACCUACACCCCCACCCCAACCCAUAACCCCACAUCCGAACCACCACCAACUUCUUGGUAUCUGAUCUAUCACAGCCAAAUUUUCUGGACCCAGAUCCCAACAUUUUGAUGCUUAACUUAAUCUUGCACCCACAAUUAAAAUUAUUAGCCCUUUUCUACCUUCCCUCUGCCCACAGUACAACACAGAGCCCUAGCCAGAGCCUCCAGAGGUCUGUUUGCUAACUCAGUAUUUCGCACACCCAAGGACACAUGCAAAGAGUUCUUCAUAAUGUGAACUUUCUAAUUGUUCAGUUCCAGAAGCAUUUCCUGCAGUUUGAACGUGACUUUGCCUCUCGGAUUUUCAACUUGAAGCUUUAGUUUGCACUGAAUUAUUUCAUCUGGUUUUAAAAUGUCUCAAAUGGACUGAUUUGGAAACAAAAUGUGGUAUAUUUUAAAUAUUGAUGGAGGUACUUUCUGUAAACCUGAAAUGUUAGAGCUCCGAGGAAGACUUUCCGGAAAAAGACAGCAAUAGAAAGAAAGUUUUCUUCUCAGUUCCUAUUUUUAUUGUUUUUGAAAUGCAUUUUUUAAAAACUUGUCUAAUGUGGCAAAAUAGCUAUGUGAUCAAUUAAUUUAUAUUUUAUUCAUUCUUUUUCAAUUCUGGAUAUGUAACCUCAAGUACUUUAUCUGUUCUUUUAAGGUAUUUUAUAAAAUGAAUGUUGACAAA